AUGAAUACACUAGCAUCCCUGCCUCGGAGCCUCCUGCUUCUUCUGCUCACAGCAUCUCAAUCAUUUGCCAGCCCAACAUGGCCGCCGGUAUCGGGGGAUCAACCGGUACUUCAGCAUCCUUCCUCUGGCGGCCGCAAAGGCGGAGUGGCCUGUGAGAGUAAGGUAUGCAGCCAGAUUGGCAUCGACCUCUUGGCGCGGGGCGGCAACGCUGUGGACGCCUUCGUCGGCACGCAGCUCUGCGUUGGCGUCAUCGGGAUGCAGCACUCUGGGCUCGGCGGCGGCGGCUUCAGUCUGAUUAGGGACAGGAACGGGAGCUACACGGUGAUUGACUACCGGGAAUCAGCGCCGGCUGCUGCCUUCCAGGACAUGUACCGAGACAAUGUCAGGGGCAGUGUGUUCACCGGUCUUGCGGCCGGUGUCCCCGGCGAGCUUCGUGGGCUGGAGGAGGCGCAUAAGAGAUUCGGGCAGUUGCCCUGGAAGGCCGUCGUUCAUCCGGCUGCCCACGUCGCCCGGUUUGGGUUCCCGGUCACCGAGGAUCUCGUGCGGUACAUGGACUACGCCAUCUCAUUUGCUGGGUGGAACUUCUUGGUGGAAGAUCCGAGUUGGGCGCAGGAUUUCGCCCCGAAUGGCAAGCUGCUGACCUUUGGCGAGACCUUGACCCGCAAGCGCUAUGCUGACACCCUGGACGCGGUCGCCGACGAUGGUGCUGAUGUAUUCUAUACUGGUCCCAUCGCUAACCAUACCAUAGCUGCCCUUCAGGCUGAUCAGGGCAUCAUGACACUCGAGGACCUCGUUGACUAUAGAGCAAUCGUCCGCGAGUCCGUCAACAUCACCUACCGGGGUUAUAAGCUGUUCUCCUCGGGAGCACCCUCCAGCGGUGCCGUCUGCCUCAGUACCCUCAAGACCAUGGAGCGCUACCGGACCGAGGAUACUGCAGAUACGAACCUGACGCUUCACCGCUUCGACGAGGCAAUGCGCUUCGCCUACGGUGCUCACCAACAGCUUGGCGACCCUGCCUACGUCGAGUCCAUGGACACACUGGAGCGCGUGAUGCUGUCAGCCUCGGGUGCCGAGGCCACCCGCCGCUUGAUCCUUGACAACACGACACAGCCGGUGGAAAACUACCUCUCCAAGCCCUACUAUACACCGGCGGCGCACGGCACCUCGCACGUGGUGACGGCCGACGGCGACGGGAUGGCCGUGUCGUCCACCACGACGGUCAACACACUCUUUGGCAACCUGAUCAUGGUGCCCGAGACGGGCGUCAUCCUCAACAACGAGAUGAACGACUUCUCGAUCCCCGGCGUGCGCAACGAGUUCGGAUACGCGCCCAGCCCGGCCAACUUCAUCCGCCCGGGCAAGCGACCCCUCAGCAGCAUCACCCCCGUCAUCGUCGAACACCCGAACGGCACGCUGUACGUGACGGUGGGCGCCGCGGGCGGCAGCCGCAUCAUCAGCAGCACGACCCAGGUCGCCUGGCGGGUGCUGGAGCAGGGCAUGACCAUGCUGGACGCCAUGCGCGAGCCGCGCUUCCACGACCAGCUGAUGCCCAACGUGGCCACCUUUGAGUACACGUUCGACAACGCGACGGUGGCGAGCAUGCGGGAGAAGGGACACAACGUCACGUGGGUCCGCGAGGGCGUGAGUGCCGUGCAGGGGAUCAGAGUCACCGCUGGGCGUUUUGAGGCGGUGGGUGAGACCAGACAGAAGAACAGCGGAGGGCUGAGCUUGGAGGCACACGAGACGCGGAUGGGUGAGUUGUAG
Neoarthrinium moseri is the source of this 1764-nucleotide messenger RNA. RefSeq lists its product as uncharacterized. Gene Ontology annotation, biological process: glutathione catabolic process. The record is from RefSeq and is a predicted model, not a curated record. NCBI's taxonomy places the organism in Eukaryota, Fungi, Ascomycota, Sordariomycetes, Amphisphaeriales, Apiosporaceae. Gene Ontology annotation, molecular function: glutathione gamma-glutamate hydrolase. The transcript has 2 exons. Bases 1 to 1764 code for a protein of 587 amino acids. Gene Ontology annotation, cellular component: plasma membrane.